This is a messenger RNA of Aegilops tauschii subsp. strangulata, 1741 nucleotides long. The record is from RefSeq and is a predicted model, not a curated record. Lineage: Eukaryota; Viridiplantae; Streptophyta; Magnoliopsida; Poales; Poaceae.
GGGCGGUACAUGUUAGAAGAAGUCUAGACUAGAUAGAACCCUAGCUACAGUACUCUUUAAGCCGGGUAUCUUCCGGUGCGAAGGGUCUCACACUCCCCGGCCGCGGCCAUGGCGCCGCCCCUCGCCUGCGGUCCCGAGGCGCCGCAGUGCCGUCUUCUCCGGGCGGCGGCCGACGGCGACCUCCCGCUCUUCAAGAGGACCGCGAGCUUGCUGGACGGCGGGAAGGGCCGCCUCAGGGAUGCGGUGGAGGCCGUGAAUGUCGGCGGCCGCGCCGGGGCGCUGCACCUCGCCGCGGGCCAUGGCAGGAUGGCGGUGUGCGUGUUCCUGGUCGAGGAGCUCCGCGUGGACGUCAACGCCGCAGACGAGUCAGGCGAUACACCUCUGGCUUAUGCAAUUCGUGCUGGCGCUGUAAACACUUUCCGGUAUCUUCUUGAUCACGAUGCUAAUCCAGAUAAGCCCGCUGGAAAAGGGUCUACGCCUCUCCAUUGGGCUGCUACAGGAGGAAAUUGUGAAAUAGUAAAAGCCUUACUCUCAAAAGGGGCCAAUGUUGACGCAUUGUGUGAGCUUGGGACACCACUGCAUAUGGCUGCUUUUUGGAAGCAGGAUGGUGCUUUGAAGAUUUUGUUGGACCACCAUGCAGAUUGUAACAUGGUAUGCAACACUGUCUAUUCACCUCUUCUUGCGGCUCUCAGUACUGGCUCGCUGAAUUGUGUGAAGCUUCUGAUUAAGGCUGGCGCUGACGUGAAGGGUGUUGGCACUGUGACCCCCUUAAUAAUGGCUGCCAACAAUGGCUUAACUGACUUCUACAAGUGCUUACUGGAGGCUGGUGCAGAUCCUAAUGUUCGUGAUGAUGUUGGUCAGCUUCCAAUAGAAAUUGCUGCAUAUCACAAUAGACGGAAAGAUGUCGAGAUCCUACUUCCAGUAACUUCACGUACUCCAUAUGUGCGAGACUGGAGCGUUGAUGGGAUAAUUCGCUAUGUGAAAUCAAUGCCAUCGGUGGAGGAUGAUCCCAUGUACAAAAUGAAUCCAGCUGAUCUCAAGUUAGAGGGAAGCAAGGCAUACAAGAGAAAAGAUUAUGCUACUGCAUUAGAACUUUACUCUCUGGCAAUACACCACUGCCCUGCUGAUGCAACACUGUUCUCAAAUAGGAGCCUUUGCUCGCUUAAGUUGGGUAAAGGAGACCAAGCUUUGAUGGAUGCUGAACUUUGCAAGAUGAAGCGCCCAGGUUGGGCGAAGGCCUACUACCUGCAAGGAUCUGCUCAAAUGUUACUGAGGGUGCCAUUUUCUGCUACUCAUGAGUGCAUUUGCUUGCUGUGUUAAAUGCUUUUUGAGUGAAGAGGCAAACCUUUAUGAUGUGUGGAGGACUAUGAGAAGGCAUGUGAUGCAUUUCUUGAUGGGCUCAAACUGGAUCCAGCAAAUGUUGAGAUCAAGAACUCAUUACGGGAGGCUGUAAAUUGCUUGAAGACAUCUCGUGCCCCCCAAAAGUUGUAAGAAUUGUCAUCUACUACUCGGGAAAAACUUGCUUAUCACGGGAGCAGCACGACUGAUGCCAGUUCCCUUGGUGUGUGUGCAACGGAGUGUUGAGUUUAAAACUUGACUUGCUCGUGUAAACCUGGGUUCUUUAAUUUUGCUCGAUUAGGCCAUGAGGAAUUACCAUGUUUCUUGUUUGUGUCUACUACGUUUUGCCUAGAAAUGCUGGUCAUCCAUGUGGGUCACGUAACAUGCACUACGUACGACAUUA